GAAGCAGACUAGCAGAGUGACUUCCAGCGUCGCCUGGCUGGCAAUUGCGGGCUGUCAGCGCAUUCAGUUGGUGUUCCGGUUUCGGGUUGUGCUGUUAGUUGCCUUUUCCUGCACAGAGCUAAGCAGAGCCAAGCGGAGUCUCGCGGUCUCUCGGUCGUGGUGCCUGUGCCCGUUGCCUGUGCAUGUGCCUGAGCUUGUGGACUCUGACUCUGACUGUGACUGUGAGUGUGUGACAGUGUGACAGUGUGUGUGAUUGUGUGAGUGUGUGUGAGUAUGCCUGCUUUUCUAUCCUCUGUACAUGUUCGUGCGUGUGUGUGUGCGUGAGUUUGUUGUCUGUCGCUAACGGUGCGCGCGCGUUUGAGACACUUCGUAGUGUGCGUGCGUGCGCGUGUAUGUGUUGUGUAGGAGUGUGCAGCCUCCGUCUCCACCUCUGCCUCCGCCUCUGCGUAUAGGAGCCACAACCAGUGUGACCAUAUGCGUGUGCGUGUGUGUGAGAACCAACACAUUAACCAAAACACACACACACCAACUACAUUACAUGGCAACAUCGUUUAAGCAGCGCACAGCAGGAUGCUCAAAUGGCCGAUAAUAUAGCACACAAUCAGCUCAACCACAAAACAAUGGAUGACAUUUCAAUACAAAAAUACUACAUGAAUCAACUUUACUAAAAUACUUAUUUAAUACUAAGCAAUAUUUUGAGGAUUGAGUGAGAAGCACCAAAGUAUUUAAUAACCCGAAAGCCGUGUUUGUGCUAGUGAAAAUUAUCGAAAGAGAACCAAAGAUUAUCAUAAGAAGUGUUUAAGAAUCGCAAAAACAAAACUCUUACUGAAGCAAUUGAUAAAGGCUUAAGAUGAAACAAAUUUAUAGGCAGCACGAACGCAACUAAAAUUAUUAAAUGAAACUUUAAACAUAAUAAUUGAAUGAAAAAUGCAAAUUUUGAAAUUUAUUGUAAAUAUUAAAAAAUUAUAAAAAAACACACAUUUACAAAUAACAAAACCAAAAAAAAAGAUAAAAAAGGAUAGAAAUAUUAAUAAAAGGAUGACGAACACAUUUUUCGCUGAAUGAAAAACGUUUUUAAUAAUAAUUGUAAUACAACAUUUUCUAUUAUAUAGAAUAUAAAAAAACAAAAAAACAAAAAACGGUAAUUAAACUCAAUAAGCAACUGAAACACGCACAAAAAUAUAACCAAAUAAAAUGUAAAUCGAAAGAAAAUACAUUUUAAUUUAACAAUUAAACAAUUGGCUGCAUUUGAUCAUUUGCAUUGCUGCCAUUUGACCUAUUGAAGGAAGGUGUCGCAAUCAUUUCGAUGCAAAUUUAUUCAUUACUCAAUUACAAGAAGACAGAAAACUUUUCAAUCAUUCGAGACAUACAUAUACAUAUUCGAUAAUCGAUAAUCGCAGCUAACUAAACUAAACUAACUACUUAAUAAAAAAUUACAAAUUACAAAUACAAAUACAAAUUCAAGUAUUAAUAAUAAUAAUAAUAAUAAUAAUAAAAGUAAUUAUAAUAAUCACUACAAUUGAGCUACAAUUAAUUCAUUCAUUCACCUUCUGCUGUAUGAAUACACAACUAUUUAUACGAUUCAUAAUUAUAUUGCAAAUGUGCAUAACGAAACUGCGAAAAAUUUGAUAAAUCAUUUAAUACUAAAUAAGAAACAAUAAAUGGAAUAUUUAUAGUAUUCAACUAGAUCAACUAAAACUUUAUACAUAUACACAACAAAACAACAAAUUGGAAAGUGAAACAUUUAAAUCAAUUUGAAAGUUAAGGCCCGUCUUGCCACAGCAAUAAGAAGCAACAGCAACAAUAGCAAAACGCUACAAUGCACUGCCAUCUAAAACUGCAUUCAAUUGCAAUUGAACAAUACCCACAAAACAAGAAAAAAAUAAAUAAAUAAAAAGCAACUACAACAUAAAUUGCAAAUAUACAUGAAUAAUAUAUAGAAUAUAUAUAAGUGUAUAUACAUACGUAUAUAUUACAAACUAGAGAAAGCAAAUUUUACAAAAAGCUGACCACAAUAUAAGCUGCAAAUCAUCGCAUCUACUAAAUUCUUGCAAAAAAAUAAAGAUUCAGAUAACAGUAUAGAAAUAAUAAUAAUAAUAAUAAUAAUCACGAUUUACAAGGCUCUCUCUCAAGCACAUGGACAAGAGAAAUGCAUUCAAACUGAAGCUGAAGCGCAAACUUAAACUAUAAGACACAAGAAAAUAAGAAAACACUCUUUGGGUUGUAAAAGCAAACACAAAGAAACCAAAGUCAGAACAAGAAGGAAGCAUACAAAAAAAACCAAGAAAAAAAGGGAAAACUAAACGAUAAAUUUAAUAAUAUUACAGCUAAAGGCAACAAUAAAACUUAUACUCGCCAUAUUGAACAAUAGGAAAUAAUAUAAAAAACAUAGACAAGCAAAGUAAAAAAAAAGUUGAACAUUUUUGUAAAAUUAAGAGCUAUUAAGAAACGUUGUCGGAGCAUCACAAAAACUGUGAAAGGAAGCAGAGAGAGAGAGAGAGAGAGAGAGAGAGAGAGUGGAAUAGAGAGGGAAGAGACAAUGUAAGACCCAAAGAAAAUUUGAAGAAGAAAAAAGGCAAAGAAAAAAACGGACAAAAGAAAAUUGGAAGCAGCUGCAGCAGGAAAAGCAAAGUAAAAACAAAUAUACGCAACGUCAUCAGCAAACACCGAAGAGACUAUGAAAAAUGCGCAACUGAAGUUGAGUGAAGUUGAUGAUGAUGAGCUGUGGCUGUGGCAACAACACCAACAACAUCAGCAACAGCAGCAACAACUAUCGUUUAGAUUAGCACACAACAGCAACAAGAGCAAGCAACUUACUCAACAGCAACUAAAGAGCUUAAGUACAAAACACCACAGCAUCGGCAACGGCAACAACAACACAACAUCAGGAGCAACUAGAAGGAGAGGAUCACAGCAUGUAGUCAGCGUGUCGAGCGACAACGGCCAGCAACAUGUUCAACGGGACUCACAGCAACAGCAGCAAACGGAGUUAGACAACAACAUGUUGAACCAGGGCGAAGCCGGCAGCAAUCAAGCAACACAAACAAACAUAAGACUGUGCGUACGCAAGCGACAAAGAUUACGUCGGCGGCGAAAAAGAAAACCAACAACAGCAGCAACAGCAAUAACAUUUAGCAAUAGCAACAGCAAUCAAAGCACCACCACAACAGAAACAGCAACAGCAACCGCUACAACAACAGCAGCAGCAACAGCGGCCACAUCAAGAACAACAGCAGCAUCCACAACAUAUUGGUUAGCCCGCAGCAAUGAAAACAGCUUAAACAUAUUUUAUGGCAUUUGGUCUGUUAGUGUUGGCAUUGUGUUGCAUAUGUUGCUGACGGCACUGAGAUUGUGGAAACUGCAGCUGCAGCAGCAACGGCAAGUAGCAACAGUGCUUAGAGUCAUUGCUAAUAGCAUCACCACCGCCAUCAUUUCCUAUGCAAAUGCGAUUGCACUGCAACUACAUUGCUGUAAGCCGAGCAGCAGCAGUAGCAACAGCAACAGCAACAGCAGCAGAUACAGCAGCAGCAACAGCAACAACAGCAGCAGCUACAGCAGCAGCACACAAAUAAUCAACGGACUUAAUAAACACUCAUGGAUAUUUUUAUUGAUAUAUUUGAAUUUAUCUGCUAGAGUUUGCUUAGCAGGAUAUCAUGAAAAGAGACUGUUACAUGAUCUUUUGGAUCCUUAUAAUACACUAGAACGUCCGGUUCUCAACGAAUCGGACCCGUUACAAUUAAGCUUUGGGUUAACUUUAAUGCAAAUUAUCGAUGUGGAUGAGAAAAAUCAAUUGCUUGUCACGAAUGUGUGGCUAAAACUGGAGUGGAACGAUAUGAAUCUCCGCUGGAAUACGUCGGACUAUGGCGGUGUCAAGGAUCUGCGCAUUCCCCCGCAUCGCAUCUGGAAGCCCGAUGUCCUCAUGUACAACAGCGCCGACGAGGGAUUCGAUGGCACCUAUCAAACAAAUGUUGUGGUCCGCAACAAUGGGUCGUGUCUCUACGUGCCGCCGGGUAUCUUCAAAUCGACUUGCAAAAUCGACAUCACGUGGUUCCCGUUCGAUGAUCAGCGCUGCGAGAUGAAAUUUGGCAGUUGGACCUAUGAUGGAUUUCAGCUGGAUUUGCAAUUACAAGAUGAAACUGGCGGUGAUAUCAGCAGUUACGUGCUCAACGGCGAGUGGGAACUACUGGGUGUGCCCGGAAAACGCAAUGAGAUUUACUACAACUGCUGCCCGGAACCGUAUAUUGACAUCACAUUUGCCAUUAUCAUACGACGACGCACUCUGUACUAUUUUUUUAAUCUGAUCAUACCCUGUGUGCUGAUUGCAUCGAUGGCUCUGCUCGGCUUCACACUGCCGCCGGAUUCGGGUGAAAAACUAUCGCUUGGCGUCACGAUCUUGCUCUCGCUGACCGUGUUCCUCAAUAUGGUCGCUGAGACAAUGCCGGCAACAUCAGAUGCAGUGCCUCUGCUAGGUACAUAUUUCAAUUGCAUAAUGUUUAUGGUAGCUUCAUCCGUUGUGUCAACGAUUUUAAUAUUAAAUUAUCAUCAUCGAAAUGCUGAUACGCACGAAAUGUCCGAAUGGAUUCGCAUCGUAUUUUUAUGCUGGCUACCAUGGAUAUUGCGCAUGAGUCGACCGGGACGACCGCUGAUAUUGGAAUUCCCGACAACGCCAUGCUCGGAUACAUCUUCCGAGCGCAAGCAUCAGAUACUGUCCGAUGUUGAGCUGAAAGAGCGGUCCUCCAAGUCGCUGCUGGCCAAUGUGCUCGACAUUGAUGAUGAUUUUCGGCACAAUUGUCGCCCCAUGACGCCCGGCGGAACACUGCCACACAAUCCGGCUUUCUAUCGCACGGUUUAUGGGCAAGGCGACGAUGGCAGCAUUGGGCCAAUUGGCAGCACUCGAAUGCCCGAUGCGGUCACACAUCACACGUGCAUCAAAUCAUCAACAGAAUAUGAAUUAGGUUUAAUCUUAAAGGAAAUUCGCUUUAUUACUGAUCAGCUACGUAAAGAUGACGAGGACAAUGACAUUGCCAAUGAUUGGAAAUUUGCAGCUAUGGUCGUUGACAGACUGUGCCUUAUCAUAUUCACAAUGUUCACAAUAUUAGCCACAAUAGCUGUACUACUAUCAGCACCACAUAUUAUUGUCUCGUAGCCAUAUGGGCGAGGUGGUUAUUGUUAUUGGUUUUAUUAUAAAAUCAAUUUGUUAAUUAUUAAAUUAAUAACGAAACUUUUUAAGUAAGUUUAAAAACGUUCAACAACAAAAAUCAACAAAAAAAGAGAAAAACACUUAAAUAAAAACCAUUGACUAAAUAAUACCAAAAAGAAAAACCCAAAAAAAAAUCUAUAAAACACAAUAAUUUAAACAUAAAACGAAAAUUCAUUUAAACAAGUCUUUAAUAUAAAAUUAAAACAAAAAAACAGAGACUUAAAAACAAUAUAAAGUUGUUUACACCUUUUUAAUUAAAAAAAAACUCUAAAACUAUUAAAAAAAAUCAACUUAAUCCUUUUGAAACCCCUAGAUACCUACGACUUUCCAAACUGUUACUCCCAAGUCAGUAAUUAAGUUUCUUCCAAAAUUUAAAAAAAAAAAAAAAAACAAAGAAUGAAACGGGUAUAUUUUCUUUAUAGAUUUGUAUAUUUUACAAUUUAAGAGCAAUUUUUCUCGAAAUAGACAACAAUUUCCAACAAUUUUUUAGUAAACUUUUAAGAAAUUGCAGUAUAACUCGUAUAUAAAACCAAAAAAAAAAGCAAAAAAAAAAAAAAAAACAUUUCGAAGACUUCAUUGUAUACGCUCAAUUUCGUUUUGGUUGAUAUUGAGCUUUAUAAAGGGAAAUACAUAGUAGAAAUUAAAUGGAUCCAAAGUGUUAGGCGAAACCCAACCUUUUUUAUUCUGGCUCUCUUGCAGGAUUAUUAGAAUUACUGAAUUCUCUGAUACUCUUCUCGAUCAUUAUUCAAGUCACUUAGUAUGUGUAGUUUUCCAGAUUUUGUCAUAAGAUCAUCGAAUCCAAUGCUUCCAAAACAGUCUUGAAAGGAAUUGGACUAAACACAUAAGAUACAAGUUCCAUCUGCAUUUCUAAACAGAACCAAUAUUGACGAUCUACAUAUCCAAUGAAUUGUACGUAAUAUUCCUUGAAUCCGCUCUUUUUAUUUUUAGUUCAACUCUAAACAAAUCCGUAAACAAAUACCUUUCCCCAAAACUUAAAGCAUAUACAAAACCAAUAGAAUAACCCAUCCAACAAAUUGAAAUGCAAAAUCCAAUUGGAAUUUCAAAAUUAAUAAAAUAUCACAAAAAAAUGAAUAACUUAAGUGAAAUCAGAAAUGUUCUAGAAUGCACUUUCAAAUCGAUUUAAUGACUUUGCAUAUUUCUUUUAAGAAGUAUGGAAUAUUCUUAAAAAUUGAUUUGGAAUCGGCAUUCAGAACUUGUCUGUAUAUCACAUCGGAAAAAAAGAAUGUAAAAUGAAAUCACUCAAAUCUGUAGGUCUUACCUCAGAUAUAGUAAAAGAAACCAAGCCCAAGGCGCGCACAACAAGUGAAAUGCAAAUAACUGAAUUUCAUCUGAUUGUGAAUGAUCGAAACCGAAAUCGAAAAUACAAAUUGAGAAAAAUUGAAUGGUUGCGAGCAAUAAUAUCUGCGUGUUGAUGAAUUGCAUGAUUUUUUGGUGAUGCAAACAAUGAUCGAUCGAUCCAUUGCAUAGAUACGAACAAACAGAUAUCUAAGCAAAAGUUCGCUUCUUCAUUGCAUUGAGAACAGCGAAAUGUAUCUGUAACUGUAACUUACAACUUUCGGUAUUCCACAUUAUUUUUGAUUUAAUUCUCAGAUUUGAUUUCAAUUUUCAUUUCACUAAACAACUAUCUAUAAAUAAUUUUUGAUUAUCUUUAACAAAAAUGAAUACUGAAACUUGAUACAAACACCAAAAUGCAUACAACAUGAUUCAACACAUCCCAAGGAUGAAUAUACUCACAAAAUACCAAAAAUAUACAAAAAAAUAUACCAAUAACAAUGAACAUCAUAUUGAACACAAAACAUGUCCGGUGCAUGGCAAAUUGUGUGCUUUGCUUUAGUAUUGAGAGCAAAACCUAAAUACUUACAUAUAAUAAAAAACACAAAACACUUAUUAAAAAGAGAGAGCUUUAUACGUAUAGAGAAGAUCACUAAAAAAAAGACAAACAAACAAAA
This is a messenger RNA of Drosophila albomicans, 7170 nucleotides long. It is a transcript of the gene nAChRalpha5, whose product is annotated as neuronal acetylcholine receptor subunit alpha-7. The transcript has 13 exons. Lineage: Eukaryota; Metazoa; Arthropoda; Insecta; Diptera; Drosophilidae. Gene Ontology annotation, cellular component: neuron projection; postsynaptic membrane; synapse. The record is from RefSeq and is a predicted model, not a curated record. Gene Ontology annotation, biological process: signal transduction; chemical synaptic transmission; monoatomic ion transmembrane transport. Bases 2678 to 5146 code for a protein of 822 amino acids. Gene Ontology annotation, molecular function: acetylcholine-gated monoatomic cation-selective channel activity; transmembrane signaling receptor activity.